AUGGCCGGUCCCCUGUGGCGGGCCGCAGCGUUCGUGCAGAGACAUAGGACAGGCCUGUUGGUGGGCUCCUGUGCGGGCCUGUUUGGAGCCCAGAUCUUGUACCACCUCUUCCCAGAUCCUGUGGUUCGAUGGCUAUACCAGUACUGGCCUCAGGGCCAGCCAGCCCCACUCUCCCCAAAGCUUGAGAGACUUUUCCACGAGGUGCUACAGGACAUUGGCGUCCCAUCAGGCCAUGGGUACAAGGCCUUCACCGCUUUCACCUUCCAGCCAGUGAGUGCUGGCUUCCCAAGACUCCCUGCUGGGGCCGUGGUGGGCAUCCCCGCCAGCUUCCUGGGUGGCUCAGUGACCAGAACUGACCACCCUGUGAUUGUACACGGGCAAAGAGUGGACUGGAAAAGCCCAGAAGGUACCCAGCUGAAAGACUCCCUGACUCUGUCCCAUGAUGCCCAGAAGUUUGCCUUGGCCAGGGAGGUGGUGUACCUGGAGAGCGGUACAGCUGCCCUGCAGGCCCUGCCGGCCCCAGCUUGUCUGGCAGGAACUUGGAUGCUGAGCAUAAGUGCCAAGCACGCCCUGGGGCUCUAUGGAGGCCCCAUGAACUUAAGAGUUGCCUUCAACCUGGUGGCAGCAGUGGUAGGCUUUGUGGCUUACGCCUUCUCCACAGACUCUCUCACGCACGCCCUGGAAGCCUGGCUGGACCGCCGCACAGCUUCCAUGUCCGCAGCCUAUUCCCAGGGUGGAGUGGAGUUCUAUGAGAAGAUCCUGUCUGGCAACCUGGCCCUGCGCAGUCUCUUAGGUCCACCCGGAGAGAAGCUGUAUACGCCCAGUGGGAACAUCGUCCCCAGACAUUGGUUCCGCGUCAAACAUUUACCCUACACGGCCCGCCGGGAUUCCAUGCUGCAGAUGUGGAGGGCGGCUCGCAACCCAGGCCACUCCUGA
Pipistrellus nathusii (Nathusius's pipistrelle) is the source of this 936-nucleotide messenger RNA. NCBI's taxonomy places the organism in Eukaryota, Metazoa, Chordata, Mammalia, Chiroptera, Vespertilionidae. The record is from the annotation of a GenBank genome assembly.